AAAGAAAAAAAAAAUAUAACGAGUUACAAUUUUUCGAAAUGAAAUACAACUAAGAAACCAAGUCCAGUCCAAAAUCGCAAUCCGAACGCAAACAAUAGUAGGACACAACCAAAUCUAUCAUAAACAACUGCAACACAAGGAUUCAGGGACACAACCAAAUGUAUCAUAAACAACACACCAGCCAUAAACACAGAGCAUGAUUUCAAAAGCAACCAGCUGUGUCAUUGCCAAAACAGAUGAAAAGGAGCCCACUGCCACAAACCAGAAUUAAAAAAGUUACAAAAAACAUGAUGCUAACAAAGAGCAAAGGUGAUAACCGCAAAAGAUGUCAUAGAUGGAGCAGACAGAGAAAUUUACCAUUAGAACCACACUUUUUAUUUACCUAAAAAUAUUAUAAUAAAAUUUUAAUUUAAACAAAGUUAUAAUUGUGUAAAAAUCUUAUAAAAAUUAAAACUAAAUACGGUUGAUUUUCAACUGUCAUAAAUAAAACGUACUUGUUGUAAAAUAAAAAUAGAAUUUUUUGAAAAUAUUCAUUUUUAGAAGUAAGAAUAGAAGAAUACAUUGGAGAGAAACACAUCUCUAUUUUAGAAUUAUUCUAUUUUCUGAUCCAGGUUUUGACCCAUCAUGACGCAUUUCAAUGAUGUGGGAAGACUAUAAGAGUUUUUAAAUGAACUAUUUUAUAAAUUCCUUAACUAAUAAUUAAAUCUAGAAUUCAAAUUACAUAAAAUAGUUUUUAAACUAACAUAUAAAAUCUAAAAGACCUUAAAUAGGUAUUUUGACCCAAAUAUCACACAAAAAUAGAUUUCAUUAAAGAGGUAAAAGACAUUUUUAACCUUGCUUUAUAAAUGUAAAUAAAUAUUUGAAUAAACAAUUUUCUUUAUUUUUAAAAAUACCUUUUUUUAAUUCCAACUGUUUUUUUUAUUUUUACUUUUUAUUGUUUAAAUCUGAAAAUUCAUUUUGAAACUAUUUUAAUUUUUUAAAAAAGUUCCUAAACCGUAAUCUCUUGUGAAACUCCAUCCUUCAAAUAUAAACACUAAAUAUAAAUUAAUUAAUUUUAAAUAAUAAGUAUCUUUUUGCCUCUUUAAUUAAACUCUUUGAUCAUUUUGACUUUGUACGAUAUAUUUAUGGACAAUUCUCUCAAAUAGUCACUUUUGAAUUUUUAUCGCAAAAAUAGUCUUCAAAAAAUAAAAUGACCAAAAUAGCUUUUUUAUUUUGAAAAUUUUAAUUUUAAUUUUUUUUAAAUUUGAAACCCUAUCUCCAAAACUCCACCCCUUAAUUAUAAGUCAUUUAAUAAAAUAUUUUUUGGUCAUUUUUCUCAUUGGAAUCUCUUUUGUGAAAAUAAACUAAAAAUAGCUACUAAGGGAAUUUCUCUUCUACUUAUGUUUAAAUAUUUUGGUCCAAAAAUGAAAAAGUCUUAACAAUUAGAAUUGCGAAGAGAAAAAAUUAAACAGAUAUAUAUAUAUAUGUAUUAAUAUAAAGAAUAGAAAAAGAAACGAAAAAUUGGCGCUUGGGGAUUGGCCGUUGUUUCUGUUAAGGGGGAGAAGAGGAAAGGGGUCUCUGGUCUGUCUUCUUCUAGAUACAACUGUACGUUGACCUUGCGUGCAUCUUAACACGACGAAGAUGGAAACGCAUGUUCCGUGCACUCUCGAGGAAGAAAGACGUAUUGUGACGGAGCUGAUUAGCGAAGCCGGAGAUAAUCUGAAAGAGGGCAACUUGUAUUUCGUCAUCUCUAACAGGUGGUAUACAAGCUGGCAGAGAUCUAGUAGAGAGCCUACUAGGCCCGGUCCGAUUGACAAUCAUGAUAUUAUCGAUACCCAAAGUGACGCUAGUGAUCCGCAGCUUUGUAGGAGGCUUGAGGAAGGCGUCGACUACGUUCUUGUUCCUCAACAAGUUUGGAAAAAACUCGUGGAAUGGUAUAAAGGAGGUCCUACUAUACAGCGAAAGUUAAUCUGUCAAAGGUUUCAGAGCUACAGUGUGGAGGUUUAUCCACUCUGCCUUAAGCUGACAGACAGUAGAGACAAGAGCAGUGCAACCAUAAGGUUGAGCAAACAGGCUUCUGUAGGUCUACUAUAUGAGUUGGUUUGUUCUGCAAGAGGUGUCUCAAAAGAAAAGGCUCGCAUCUGGGAUUACUUCGAGAAGAAGAAAAGCGUACUCUUGGAUCCUUCAUCUGAAAGAACCUUGGAGGAAUCGUGCCUUCAAGUAGACCAUGAUAUUCUUCUUGAAGUUGAUGAGAAUGCGUCUUCUAAGUAUGACAUGAGCUCGGCGGGCAAUGAGUUAGCUCUUGUACCUGUAGGGCCUACGAGAUCAGAUGCUACCAAUACUACGCCUGGUGCUAAUGGUCACUCCUCGAGUGGUUUUGGGGAAAGAGAAAAGAGAGGCUUAAGAGGAUUGCAUAAUUUGGGAAACACGUGUUUUAUGAAUAGCACUCUUCAGUGUUUAGCUCAUACGCCUCCUUUCGUUGACUAUUUCUUGAAAGAUUACAGCGAUGACAUAAAUGAAGAUAAUCCUUUGGGAAUGCGAGGUGAGCUUGCGACUGCGGUUGGUGAGCUUCUGAGGAAGCUGUGGUCUUCUGGAAAAAAUGCAGUUGCGCCACGCUUUUUUAAGACAAAACUUGAUAGAUUUGCACCUCAAUUUAGUGGUUAUAAUCAGCAUGAUUGUCAAGAAGUCCUUUCUUUCCUAUUGGAUGGGCUUCAUGAAGACUUGAACAAGGUUAAACAAAAAACUUACACUGAAUCUAAAGAUUCAGAUGGUCGUCCAGAUGAUGAAGUAGCCGAAGAAAUGUGGAAAUAUCACAAGGCUCGUAAUGACUCCGUGAUUGUUGAUGUCUGCCAAGGACAAUACAAGUCAACACUUGUCUGCCCAGAUUGUGGAAAAUUCUCAAUCACCUUUGAUCCCUUCAUGUACUUAACUUUGCCGUUGCCAACAAGUCUCACUCGGUCAAUGACUGUUUCAGUGUUUUACGGCGACGGUAACCGUUUUCGGACGCCAUACACAGUAACAGUUCCUAAAGAUGGUUCAUUGGGAGAUCUAAGUAAUGCAAUAGGCGCCGCUUGCGGCUUGAAAGACGAUGAAAGCCUUUUACUCGCAGAUGUGUAUGCUCACAAGGUCUAUAAAUAUCUUGAGACUCCACUGCUGUCUCUGAGUGAGAUAAGAGACAACGACCGUAUUGUCGCAUAUAGGUUCAACCAGAUGCACAGAGGACCAGGAAAAGCCAAACUAGAGAUUCUUCACUCGGAGCAGAAACAAGACGCAGAGAUUUCUGGAAAGUUAUUUGGAAUUCCCCUUGUUACUUAUGUCAACUCAGAACGACAUAGUGGAAGUGACAUUGAUGCAAUUAUUUCUGGAUUGCUAUCACCGCUACACCGGACUCAUUCAUCAUCUGGAAGCUUAGAGGAUACUACAGUUGGUGAAAAAGAGUUUUCUUUCAGCGUCUUCUGGUUAGAUCGUUAUUCUUCCAGUCUCAAGCCACUUGAGUCCGAUUUUGUUCCGAAUCCUCUUAGUGCUACAAGGCUCGUAGUCAAGUGGGACGAGAAAGAGCAUGAAAAAUAUGAUUCAAGCAGCUACUUGAAUGAUCUACCUGAGGUUUAUAAAGCAACUUCCUCGGUGGCGGAAAAGGUUUCUUUGUUUUCAUGCUUGGAAGCCUUUCUAGCAGAAGAGCCUCUCGGACCAGAUGAUAUGUGGUGUUGUCCUGCUUGCAAAGAACACAGGCAAGCGAACAAGAAGCUGAACUUGUGGAAGUUGCCAGAGAUUCUUGUGUUCCACCUAAAACGGUUCGCCUAUACCAGAUUUUUAAAGAGUAAGAUUGAUACGUUCGUGGAUUUUCCGAUUCAUGACUUAGAUUUAAGCAAGUACGUGAAGAAUAAAGAGGGUGAGUCGUAUCUUUACGAACUGUAUGCGAUUAGCAAUCAUUACGGUGGUAUGGGAGGUGGUCACUACACUGCUUAUGCUAAGUUGAUGGACGAGAACAAGUGGUACGAGUUUGAUGACAGCCGUGUUUCACCUAUAGAUGAGCCUAAGAUCAAGAGUCCGGCCGCAUAUGUUUUGUUCUAUCGAAGAGUGAGAAGUGAGUCAGAGGCAUCGAGUAUGGAUGAGGAUUAGUUCGGAAAAUACCCUUUGCGUUCUUCAGGACUCAAUGCAAAGUUUGCUGAUUUGCUCAAGGUUCAUUCAUUGAUUCUAAAGAUUGUUUGAUUAGGGCUUUUACCUUGGUCCCAGCGAGGGAAAUUUUUGGGGGAAACAGAUUAUAGAGUAUCUAGGUGGGCGGGAGAAAAAUUGGCAUAUUGUUGUUCUUCUUACAUUUGCAAAGUGACGGUGGUUAACUAAUUACGUACAAGUUAAUGCUGCAACAGAUUAUUUGGUCUUAGCGGCAUGUUUACUGAUUUGAGACAGGAGAAAAACCUUUCAAGGAAGACAAUCAUUUUGAAAACAAAAAUUUUGGUCCAAUAUCGAAUAACUCUAAGUUGAUUAUUCUCUAGCACACAUUUUGAGUUUCUUUUACAUUCAUAAACACUUUUUAUAUAUGACAUUUUUUUGUGGCUUCGACUGGUUUUUUGGAUAACUAUACCGUUAAAAGGAAAGAGAAUGUUGGCUUUUUUAUUAUUUUUCUUAUUCUUCUUUAUGUUUUACUUACUUUUGUAUUAAAAUCUAAAAUAUAUUAAACAAAAAUAAUUGUCAUAAUAAACUAUAUAUAAAAUUCUCUAUCUUUUAAUAUCCAUUUUCGUAUAUAUAUGUUAAAUUGUAAACAAAAUUAAUUGUGAACGUGGACACCAAAGUAUGGAUAGUAGAGUAAUACACUAGUUAUGGA
Messenger RNA from Brassica napus (rape), 4801 nucleotides. Its product is annotated as putative ubiquitin carboxyl-terminal hydrolase 11. Gene Ontology annotation, biological process: protein deubiquitination. Gene Ontology annotation, molecular function: cysteine-type deubiquitinase activity. The record is from RefSeq and is a predicted model, not a curated record. The transcript is spliced from 12 exons. The coding region runs from base 1621 to 4098 and encodes 825 amino acids. Lineage: Eukaryota; Viridiplantae; Streptophyta; Magnoliopsida; Brassicales; Brassicaceae.